AAAUGAUAAAUUAAUGUUAUUGUUCUUCUUCAUAGUUGCAUUCUUAGACAGCAGCAGUACUGAGCAUAGCAUACACCUGUGUAUAAAAUAACCAGAACAGGCAAUGGCACGUGUUGACCACUUCUUGGAUUUUUUAUGCUCAUUGUCAGAGGAAAUUGGCAGAGAUGAUAUCAUUACAAUGGUUGGCUUGACUGCUGCAUUAGAAGAGCCUAUUGGAAAGAAUGCAAGAGAGCAACUCGAAAAUAAAAAAGCGUAUGCUUUGUUUCAGAAGUUGUGCGAAACAGGACAUCUAACAAAAAACAAUUCAAAGACACUAACCUACUUACUUACGAAAGCAAAUCUAUUAGCUUUAGUUACACAAGUAGAAGUCAGAUUUAGAAUGGGAUUUGAUGUAGAGGUGACCCCCGAACAAUUAAAGGCUAAAGUAGAUUUAGAAGAAAAGAAUAAGAAAAACAAGAAGGAACAACCUGACAUCGUUAAAAAUCAUUAACGAUUAUGUUAAUGUGUUAAUUAACAAUGGUCUGACAACCGAAAAAUUCAG
This is a messenger RNA of Saccoglossus kowalevskii, 541 nucleotides long. RefSeq lists its product as uncharacterized. Lineage: Eukaryota; Metazoa; Hemichordata; Enteropneusta; Harrimaniidae. The record is from RefSeq and is a predicted model, not a curated record.